Molecule: messenger RNA, 1390 nt
Organism: Coccinella septempunctata (seven-spotted ladybird)
Lineage: Eukaryota; Metazoa; Arthropoda; Insecta; Coleoptera; Coccinellidae
Product: carbonic anhydrase 15-like
Exons: 1
Coding region: 34-1176 (380 amino acids)
Molecular function (GO): zinc ion binding; carbonate dehydratase activity
Source: RefSeq, a predicted model, not a curated record
AAUGUCAAGAAACCAUGCACUUUCAGUUGGAAAAUGGAAUCACCAAUUGAUCUCUACGAUGAUAUAAUACAACAUGAAGAAAUAGAGCCAUUAGUAAUCGAAGAUAUCAAUAAACAAAUUUACGCAGAAAUAAUCAACACUGGCGAAGGCAUUACCAUCUCAGUAUCUUCUCAAAAUAGUCCAGUAAUAAGGGGUGGAGGACUGCCAUACCCCGAAUACGUGGUGUCCCAAAUAAUAUUCCGUUGGGAUUCCGAACACACGAUCAACAAGGAAAAGUUCGCUAUGGAAAUUCAGACUUUGACCAUCGCGAAGGAAUGCAGGAACUUCGAAACCGCUUUGACCAAGGGUGGUGUUGCCAUUUUCUCCACCUUAUACAGCUUAUCCCGCUUGGAGAACCAAGGUUUGAAUGAGCUCUUACCAAUAAUUCCUUUCAUAAGUGAUGAGAUCGGUAGGGUAGUUCCGUAUGACGUCAUGAGGUUGAGUCAUUUUUUUCCUGAGAAUUGGAACGACUUUUACAGAUACAACGGCUCACUGACGUUUCCCCCAUUCUCGACUGGGGUAAUAUGGACUAUUUUCAAAGAAAAACAACCAGUGACAAGACCACAGAUGGGACUCUUAUGUGAUAUCCAAGAUGAAGACGGUAACCUCAUUGUUUGGAACAAUUCUGCAUCUAGAAACGUUAAAACCGUAUUUUAUUCUUCUGGUAAGGUGAAAAGGAAAUGCCAGUGUCCUCCUGGACAUCGAAAGCACAAAAUGCAGGUUGAUGGUGAUGAGGAUAAGGAUAAAUAUGAUGUUGAGGAAAUCAUAAAAUCGCAAGUUUAUGAGGUAUUACAAGAGACGCCUAGAAAAGAUGGGAUACUCAAGGAAGAAACUGCUGAUUUGAAUGACACCAUUGCGAAAGAUACGAAUGUUCGGGAGGAUACAAAUAAAGACGAUAAGAAAAAAUUUGAGAAAGUCAGAAUUGAAGGAAAAGAGGAAUCUCUCGUACGUGAAGUGGACAAAACGACUCAAACUGAGGGAGAAUGGGAAUCCAUAUCACUGGCGGCGAGAAGUUAUGACUUGGACCCAUAUCACAAUGCUGGUCAUGCUAAUAAGAAGAUAUCAACAAGCGUUUCUUUCAAAUUAUCCCCAACUUCUGGUAGUGGAGAAAGUGGGGAACAUACAAACAAUGAAUAGGAUAUCAUCUGCAUAGUCAUGUUCUUAUAAACUAUGCCUCAACAAAUAAUAUACUGAUCUAACUAAAAAUUUCUUCUCUUAUAUUGAAACCCAUUUUACAAAGAGUUGUGGUAUCUUGGACCACGUUUUAUAUAGUAAUAAAAUGAAGAUCUACUUAUAUCAACAUACUAGAAGGCCAAAUUGAAAAUGUCUAUAAUUUUCAUUACAAUAAAGA